AUUAAUCUGUUUGAAUAUAAAUCGCCAAUCGACACUCAUGCUUUCCUUCAAUAAAGGUUGAAUUCAUCUGACAAGUUGAGCUAUUCUAUGGGCUGAAACAACUAUUUGAGGAGAAAGUAAAAAUGUAUUUGUGUGAUAUUGAGCCAAAUCUCAUUAAAUCUUUUAAGAUCCAAACUUGUGGAUUGUAAAUGCUACACAAGGGAAUUGAUGAAGCUUGAAUAUAGGUUCAAAGAAACAUUGGUCUACUAUUACAUCAGUAAUUCAGCGUCAACAAUAAUUCAAUGCUUAUUCAGCAAUUUUGUUUUUUUUGGCCCAAAACAUUGACCCUGUCAACAAGGAACUAUUUGGCCAUUCCGUAAGAGACAGAGCGUAAUUUGUUUGCAGGUUUUACUGUUAUACUGUAGGUGUUCAAUUUGAAAUAUCUCAUUUUUAUUUUUAUUUCAGGCAAUGAUACAUUGAUCAGUGGAUGCCUGAGUGCCAUUUGUAGCAGCUGAGUGCCAUUUGUAGCAGCUAAGUGACAUAUAAAGAGCAAGGAUAAUGAGAUGCACAAAUUCAAAAAUCCGCAUGUAUUCAGCAGUGCUGAUGGUGGUAUCAGUGGCUCUCUAUGUGCUAUCUGGUUGGAGGGAUGAACCAAUCAAAACGCUUGAAACACUUCAUAGGGCACGUUCUGACAUUUCAAGAUUAUCCACCGGAAUGUGCGAGUCUAUAUUCAACAGGAAGGGAUGUCUGGAUGUCCCUGAGUGUGGCUGGUGCGUAAAUAAUGACACCCAGUCAUGUGUUCAUGGUACCAUAGAUAGAGCGGCAAAUCAUCAAUGCUCUAAAUGGUGUUUCGAACACAAUUAUGGAAAUUGUAGCAUGUAUAAGAAGCUAAUUGUGUUUGGAAAUGGGCCAUCUUUGAAGGGAUUUGACUUCUUAAAGACUAAAGGAGUAGAUACAUUAGGAAUGAACUUAGCUUUUAGAUACUGGAAGGAGAUUGACUGGUGGCCCACUUAUUAUGCAUCUUUUGAUACCGUUGUUAACAUUGCUCACAUCCCUGAGCUAACGGAAAUGAUUGAGAACUCUGAUAAACGUGGCAUGAGACUCUUCUUCACGAGAUCAAAUAUUGCUAAAGAAGUGCCUAAACUGAAAUCUCAUCCAAAAGUGAAAUUCUACGAAAACAUUAAAGCUGGUAAAACCCAAAAUAUGGUAAAAGUGACUCAAGAGAUCUCGACAGGUGCCUUAUCUGCAAGGGUUGGGCAGUAUUUAGGAUAUGAAAAGAUUCUGCUACUUGGAAUAGACAUGAAUUAUGUUGAGCGCAUCAAUGGAUCAACCUCUAAAGGAAAACAACUGCUAAUGAAAGAAACCCCUAAAAACAACUCAAACUAUUUCUUUUCAAAUUAUCAAGUGAAAGGUGAUGUGUAUAAUGUCCCUAACAAUGAGAAAGUUCAUAUAACAGCCUUCAAGCAGAUUUUAGCAGAUGCCAAGAAACACCCAGAGUUUAAUGUAGAAUAUUUUAAUGGCAGUCCAGUGUCAAGGCUCAAAGGAAUUGGAUUCAAAUUCAUGACAUUUGAAGACUUCAUGAAACUUUAAUUAAUUAUGAAAACUUGUAUUCAACAAAUAGCUACAUGUACUUUAAAUUUGCUAUUUUGAUUUAACAAUCAACCUUUUUUUAUCAAAAUCAAUGUAAUAUUUUUUACAGGUUUUUGACUACCAGACUGUUUGCAGAGUUUGUAACUGAUAAUUUUUUGCCAUAUAAACAUAAAGUCGAUAAUCAAGAUUGUAAAAACUGUAUCAUUUGGGAAUAUAAACUAGAUAAUGGCAACUCCGCGGAGUAGCAAAUCCCAACGAACAAAAUAUCAAUUACCGAAUUCCAAUCAAUUAUACUCAUUACUUUGGUUAAAAUUGAAAAAUUUAGAUUUUAGAAUUGCGAAUUCCUGCAAAGCAGCCAUUUUGAAUUUUCUGAGGUACAAAUCUGAAAAAUA
Molecule: messenger RNA, 1961 nt
Organism: Owenia fusiformis
Lineage: Eukaryota; Metazoa; Annelida; Polychaeta; Sabellida; Oweniidae
Source: the annotation of a GenBank genome assembly